Molecule: messenger RNA, 185 nt
Organism: Loa loa (African eye worm)
Lineage: Eukaryota; Metazoa; Nematoda; Chromadorea; Rhabditida; Onchocercidae
Exons: 1
Source: RefSeq, a predicted model, not a curated record
GAGGAAAAGAGGAGGAGGAGGAGGAGGAGAAGGAGGAAGAGGGAGAGGAAAAAGAGAGGGAAAACUUUGAAGAUAGAAAAAAGAAAAAGAAAAAAAAAAAGAAAAGUGCAACAUUAUUGAGGGAAAAGAAAAGAGGACAGGAAAAAAUAAAGUUGAAACAAAAUUUAUUGAAAUUGAGACAAUAG